AUGAUGGAGAUGCUCUGCCACAAGCUGCCACGGGAGACACAUAGGUUUCGGGAUGUGCGAGAAAUUUGGGGCAAUCCGAUUGAAGCUCAAGAGACCUUCGAUGCCUUGCCAUCCUAUGAAGCCCGAGUGGAGUGGGCGCGUGAGAAACUGUGCCAGGAGACAGCUUGGUGUGACACACAUGGGGGCUACUGCUGCAUUCAGACUUCAGCACAAGUCCGAACAGGAGGGUUCCCAUGCAUCGAUUGGUCUGGCAUAGGAAAGAAGAAGUAUUUUGACGGCCCAAUGCUGUCAACAGCGUUUGCAUUCGGUGCCAAGGCUCGUACGGCCAGGUCCCCAUGCGUUUGUGUUGAAAAUGUGGAACAGUGCCCCGAGACAUUGGUCCACGAUGCCUUCGGUGACGAUUAUGAAUGGACUGUGAACACAGUUGUGGAUCCUUCGUGCGUGGGAUUCGAGCACAUCAGCCGGACCAGGACUGAUUUCAUGGCUGCUGUGCUUUGGGGGAGAUACAUGGUUGGCCGGAAUAUCAACGAAACGGAGGAGAUUCAAGAUGCCAGCUUCAUGCUGCAGUACAUUCAGCACUGCUGUCAACGAGACUUGCCAUUGCCAGAUGACGUAUUGCUGGCCACGCCGAAGGAGGUGGCCCUGGAUGCAUCGCACCUUGCAGCUUCCAGCCGGCAGGGCAAAAGAGUGUUCUCGGGCUGUGGAUCCGAUCACUCGAUCCUUCUGAGUUCAGAGCAGAAAAGGCUGCGGGUGUACCGCGACAUGUAUAUGGAGGCUCCGCAUCCCAAGCCGCCCAUCAGGGAGGUUGUGUGCCACUUGGGUGACAACCCGGAGGCUGGCUUUGUCAAUUGGUCCCUCAAGAGUGGCAAGUGGCCGACGCUGCGUCGGGCUGGGUCCUUGUACUAUGCUCUGGGUCUGAGAAGGCAUGUGACACUCCAGGAGAUGUACCUAGCCAUGGGCUUUCCCACUCAUGCGGUGGCUUGCCAGUGUAGUUACCUCUCGACAGAGAUGCCAACAGUGCAGCCAGGAUGUAGCUGGUUCGAUGCUCGUCGAGCUUUAGGAAACUCCAUGUGCGUCCCAAAUGUAGGCACCGUUGCAGCCGCCGGGCUUAUGUGCCUGCGUCGGAAGACGGUGCCGUUGCCUCUCAGCGAACUGCUCGCAAAGAUCGAUGGGCACACUGCCUGA
This is a messenger RNA of Symbiodinium sp. CCMP2592, 1185 nucleotides long. The record is from the annotation of a GenBank genome assembly. Lineage: Eukaryota; Dinophyceae; Suessiales; Symbiodiniaceae.